AUGAAGCAUGCAAUCGAGAGUUCAGGAAGUUUAACAAAGGCUUUUAAUUCUUUAGACAGGUGGUUGCGUUUGCAUCAUGAAGAGAGCUCAUUGCAAUAUGAAAGUGAAAGUAUAAAUAUUGACCCAUUGUUAGCACAAGAUGAUAAAUAUCGAUUAGGACCACUUUUGGGAAAAGUAUCUCAGUUUGCACUAAAUAGUAUAAAGAAUGAACUUCUCAGCACCACUACAUAUGAAGCUUGCUUGUGCGAACCAUGUGUUAAUUACAGUAUACCUUGUCGUCAUAUGCUUCCAGCAAAAGGUUCUAUUUCAUUAUCAAGUAUUUCAAAAAGAUGGCUGUUAUUUCCCGAUCAAGAUCAAUUAGAUUCUCAACAUGUAGUUCAAAAUACAGCUUCAAUUAACCUUGACAAUUUUAUUUCACUUAAGUCUAAGCUUUAUAUGGUUGAAACACGAUAUAUGGGCUUUUUAGAUGAACAGCAAAAGUCAAUCCUUCUAAACCAACUUGAUGAUAUUUUGACAGUUCCAGAAGUUAAGCUUUCUGAUAUAAAAGUACCAGAAAGAAUUAUAGGAAAAGGCCGUCCUUCUGGAACCAAACGAUUACCAAUUGCAUUGGAACAACUAACCAAGAGUACCAGCUUUUCGCAAUGUAUUUCAGAACUUCAUAUCGAAGAUCAAGCCUCGAAGAUUUUGUUAAAUUAUUGCAUUCCUGCUGAUGAUAUAGACCAAGUAUAUAAUCCACUAAGCGAUGGUAAUUGUGGAUUUCGUGCACUUGCAUUUGCUAUUAGAGGGAAUGAAGAAAAUUGGGAUCUCAUCAAAUUAGCAAUGAAUAAUCAAUUAAAUAAGCGAAUGGAGAUUUACAAAGAUUGGUUGGGCUAUAAUGUUGAAUUGCUUAAACGGAUAUUGGAGUCUCGAGCAUCACCUUGUGAACCUUUGCUUUGGUUUCUGUCACCUAAUUGCGCUCAAUUAGCUGCCAACACUUUUUCUGUUCCUAUCGCUAUUUUUGAUGAGAGAAAUGAACAGAGUAUGAUGUUCUUUCCGCUAGAGACACCACCAGUGCAUCGAAGAAACCCAAUUAUUUUACAUUUUAUAAAUGGAAAUCAUAUUAUAUAUGUAGGUAUGAAAAGUUACGUGAAGGUUAAUUGGCCAGUGGUUAACGUUCAGCAUACACCAAUAUGUCGCAAAUAUGGUCUUGAAGAUCACUGGUCAAACCUUUUUAUAUAA
Molecule: messenger RNA, 1218 nt
Organism: Dentiscutata heterogama
Lineage: Eukaryota; Fungi; Glomeromycota; Glomeromycetes; Diversisporales; Gigasporaceae
Source: the annotation of a GenBank genome assembly